Molecule: messenger RNA, 3268 nt
Organism: Pyrus x bretschneideri (Chinese white pear)
Lineage: Eukaryota; Viridiplantae; Streptophyta; Magnoliopsida; Rosales; Rosaceae
Exons: 7
Coding region: 150-2780 (876 amino acids)
Source: RefSeq, a predicted model, not a curated record
ACCUUCUGGAUUCCAACCACAUUAGGGUUUUUGAUUUGACCAAAAAGAAAUAACAUUUUCCAUUUCAUUUUCUCUGCUACAACAGCCAUCUCAGUAAUGAAAGAGUGAUUUGUUCUCUCCUUCUCAGAGUCUACAACCCCUCUUGGGCUAUGGCUGUUUCUCACACCGAGACCCAGAGUUUGGAUUUUCUGUCUCACCGAUCAGGAUAUGAACUCAAAGGUGUUGAUGAAGUUGAUGAAGUUGAUGAACAUCAGCAGCAGCUACAAUUUCAGGACACUGUGCCGCUUGAAGAUGCUUUUGUGCCUGACAGCCCUUCAAUGCAGGAAACCCAGUUGGUCGAUUUUUUGGAUUUUUCCAAAAAGACUAGGACUGGUGUACAUGAGUACGAGGAAGAAGUUGUGCUAGACAGCGAGGACGAUGAAGUGAAUGGAAGCAGAAUAGUGAGUGUUAAAUCCAAUGUGUUGUUGGAUCAAAAGCUCGGUCCUCAUCGCGAGCAAUUCGCUGCAGGACAAGUUUCUCCAAUUAAUUAUGGUACGACUGAAGGGGAGAAGAAUGAAGGAUCUCUGUCGCUUGCGAGGUUAAAUUAUAUUGACUCUCAGGAACCUGGGGAGUCAGCCCAAGCCAAUGCACUUGGUUUUGUGGACCUUUUUGUGUCAUUGAACGACGUUUUGGGUGGCUCUCCGGAAAUUGAUGAUCACAAGAAACCGGUUAGGGAGAAAUCCCCUCCUGUCUCAAACACAAAGGGGUUUCAAAGGUUGGCUAGGAUGAAGUCUCAAGUUGAAAUUGAAAAGGCCUUUGAAUGGGUUGAUCUUCCUGAGGAGCAUUGGGGAGUUGAUCUCAUUAACAAGAAGAUCAAUUCGUCUUCUGAUUUUCGAGAGUGCAAGCAGAGAUCCGUUGUACAGAAUCAGAAAGUCAGGCAUGGUGGUGGUAACAAAAAAUGUAUCAGCUUGGGCGGUAAGAGCAAAGAGAAGAAAAUAAUUCAGGGCCUCCAUAAGGAAAUGACAGAAUUGGAAGGGAUGAUUGGAAAUGAAUCUGACAAUAAGUCGGAACAACAUUUGGAUGCGAAAUCAACAGGACUGCAGAAGGAAGCUAGUGACGCAAGAACAGAUAUGGUUGACAUGUUUGAUGUUGGCUUUAACACUCAAAUUGCUGCUGAAGCUAUGGAGGCCUUAGCUUAUGGGGACCUUCCCGACUGCAAUUUUGCUGAUGCUUAUCAAGGUAUGGAGAACACAGCAGAUGUUUCACGAGGUGCUCCAGAGAACAAAGCACUUUUGGAACUUCCUCUUCGAAAGAGUGAUGUUCCUGAUAUAGGAGGCAUUAACGAAAAUGCAAAGCGAAGAAAGCGUUCAACUAGAACAGUAAGGAGAGUAGCUGCUUCAUAUCAAAAGCAAUCUUCGAGUUGGGAGUUAGAUCCUCAUUUGGCAGCACAAACAAAAGGGAAAAGAAGCAGAUUCUUUUCUGAACAUUGUAGUAAUUUUGCUGACGCCAAUGGAAAUUUUUGUAGACAAUCUCCUAAGCGUACCAAGCAUCGAAAGGUAGAGAGAGCUUCUGGAGGUAGGUCAGUAGGGACUGGGGAUGAACCUAAGAAUCCAGGAGAAAGGGUGAAUGAUGUUACAGGGAACGGUAUUAUUAAAUACAGAAGAAAGAAGAGACGUUUAAAUGCUCAUCCAUCUGAAAUAAUCAGUGGGAGUGAGGGCGGAUUUAACAAGCGAGUAGAAAGCAUGAAUAAAGUUACGAAGGCGGAUAUUAUUACAUACAAGAGAAAGAAGAGUAUCAGCCCUAAAGAAAACUCUUCCAAAUCUUAUGUUUCGUCUGAGCGAGAUAAAAACAGAACAACCAGUACUUUGAACUUAGAACCAUGGAGCCAUCCGAAAGGGAAAAGAACACGUCUCAAUGCCCGAAGAAAUUCUUGCCUAGCUACUUUACUCUGCACUUCAUUUCCAAUAGUUGAUGGAAAGGACAGCACUUCCCGUUUUGCUGAAAGGCCAGAAAGCAACAACAAUAUAAAGGGAAAGAUACACUCAUUGGAUAAAGAUUCUGGCAGAUCCUUGCUAGUGUUACAAUCCGGGAAGCUAGAUGCCAGAGAUCCUACAUCACUGGUAGACGUAAAAAGCCAUACCUCAGUAGUGUCAUCUGGUUCAGAAUAUGCUGCUCAAUCUAACUCUACCACUGGCAUAAACGUGGGAUCAUCCAAACAUGUGUCUGAUGGUCAUCACAGAAAGACAUACAACAAAAACUUGCCCAAAUCGUCCCUUUUGAAAGAGCUUUUUGGACUGGGUGUCCCUGAAUCAACACCAGAUUAUGCAUGGAAAGACUUAAGAAGGCGAAGAAACAUGGCAUAUGUUCGUGUUCUGUUUAGCCAGCACUUGGAUGAUGCUACCAUUAAGCAACAGAAAAAGGUCAUCACACGACUGGGCCUAUCUGUUGCAUCAUGUUCUACUGAUGCAACACACUUUGUAGCAGAUCAAUUUGCACGUACAAGGAACAUGUUGGAAUUCAUUGCUCUUGGUAAACCAGUGGUAACUCAUUUGUGGCUUGAGAGUUGCGGGCAAGCAAACUGUUUGAUUAGUGAGAAAAGCUACAUUCUGAGGGAUGCCAAAAAGGAAAAGGAAAUAGGCUUUAGCAUGCUUGUUUCACUGGAUUGUGCGAAACGGUGUCCACUUCUAAAGCAGGGUCGAAAAGUCUUCAUCACGCCAAACAUAAAACCCGAUAAAGAAAUGAUGAUUAGCUUGGUGAAGGCAGUUCAAGGCCAGGUAUCUGCAUUGUCGUUACAUACAUAGUUUAAUAGUUAGUAUCCCUGGAGUGAACUUUUAAUAAUACAAGAUGUUCCUCAGCCAGUGGAGAAGGUUCAGAUGUCUGCAGCAAAGGAUAAAAAGAAUUUCAAGGACGUUUUGAUUCUUUCUUGUGAAGAAGACCGUGCGGUCUGCCUGCCUUUUCUUGAGCAAGGGGCAGCAGUUUACACUUCAGAACUUCUGCUAAAUGGUAUAGUUAUCCAGAGACUGGAAUACAAGAGACAUCGGCUCUUCACAACUGCUUUCAAGAGUUGUCCACCGGCCGUAGGCCCUUCCGUGUAAUGAAGAAAACUCUAUAAAGUCAUGUAAUUAUCGCUGUUUUCGCAGUUUUUGUUCAGAACUUUUCCAGAUUAUGAAUCCCUUCGGGAUUGUAGUGAAGCCGCUGAAUCGUGCCGGCUCUGGUUUAAACUGGUGUACAUUUUGGAACAUUUCUUGGAUUUCAGUGGCAUUUUGAAUGGUAGCUUGUGAUUAUUCUC